GCCCCCUUGUGGACCAGGAGGACCCUGAGCCCCCCCACAUUAAAGAGGAACAGGAGGAACCGUGGACCAAUCAGGAUGGACAGCAGCUUCAAGGACUGGAGGAGGCUGAUAUCAAGUUCACAUUGACUCCUGUCGCUGUGAAGAGUGAAGAAGAUGAAGAGAAACUUAAAUCGUCAAAGCUUCAUCCCAGUGAGAUGAAGGAGAACAGAGCGGAAUGUGGAGGACCAGAACCAGCCAGGAACUCAGGUCCUGAUGGACGUUUACAACCAGGUCCUGAGGACAAGACUGACUCUUCUGAGACUGAAGUCAGUGAGGAUGAAUGGAUGGAGACCAGGGAAACUCAGACUGGUUUAAAUACAAGAAAUAACAAACAGCCUCUAAAUGAUAUGGGAUGUAAGACAGAAAAAAAAAUGUUUAGUUGCCCUGAGUGUGGUAAAAGAUUUAAACAUAGGUCCCAUCUAAAUACACAUAUGAGGAUUCAUACUGGAGAGAAACCGUUCAAUUGCUCUGAGUGUGGUAAAAGAUUUAACCAUAGGGGCCAUCUAAAUUGCCAUAUGAUGAUUCAUACAGGAGAGAAACCGUUUAGUUGCUCUCAGUGUGGUAAAAAAUUUAUCAAAGGAAGCGAUCUAAAUAGACAUAUGAAGAUUCAUACAGGAGAGAAACCGUUUAGUUGCCCUGAUUGCUCUGAGUGUGGUAAAAGAUUUAAACAUAGGGGCAAUCUAAAUAAACAUAUGAGGAUUCAUACAGGUGAGAAACUUUUUAGUUGUGCUGAGUGCGGUAAAAGAUUUACCGAAAGGGGCCAUCUAAAAACACAUAUGAGGAUUCAUACAGGAGAGAAACCUUUUAGUUGCUCUGAGUGUGGUAAAAGAUUUACCGAAAGGGGCAGUCUAAAAACACAUAUGAGGAUUCAUACAGGAGAGAAACCGUUUAGUUGCUCUGAGUGUGGUCAAACAUUUAACCGCAGCUCACAUCUAAAUACACAUAUGAGGAUUCAUACUGGUGAGAAACAGUUUAGUUGCUCUGAGUGUGGUAAAAGAUUUAAGCGAAGGAGUGAUCUAAAUAGACAUGUGAGGAUUCAUACAAGAGAGAAACAGUUUAGUUCCUCUGAGUGUGGUUAAAGAGUUAAAGGAGACAUAUUAUGCCCAUUUGACCGCAGUUGAUAUGGUUCAUUGGGGUCUUAAUGAAAUGUCUGUAACAUAUUUUGGUCAAAAUACCACAAGGAUCACUUAAAACAGCACCCUUUUUACCCUGUCUAAAACAGCUUUCCUCAGAUUGACCUGUUUUGAGUGCCCCGCCCCCCUCUCACCCCUCCUCCCUCCUUCACAAGAUACAAGCGCCCAGAUUUUAAGCUAUCCAUUACCUCUGUAGAAAUAUGGCUACUGGAGACAAAGAUACAAUCUUGCAACCAUAUCGUUUUGAACCAGAGUCAGGUGGGCCGAAGCCUGGCUCGGGGGGGACGGGCCUGCGAGCUGACCGGGCCGGUGGAGCCGGGCCGUGAAGCGUGACUAUGACGUGUGUUUUGGUCGUAAUCCCAUUCGACGCCAUCUAGUGUAGCAUUUUUGACAGAGAAACCGCAACAAAUCGCGGGAGUUGUUUUUUCCUAGAGUUUUUGAGACGGUAGACAUGCUAGAGACCCAAAUUAACGUGUAGAAGCACUACAAAAGUGGAAUUUUCAUAAUAUGACGCCUUUAAGAUUCAGUCCUAUGGUACGAGACACGUGAGGAUUCAUAAAGGAGAGAAGUGAUUUAGUUGCAACUUUGGCAACAAAAGAUUUAUUAGGAUAUAUCAGCAGAUAUUCAUAUUAUACAUAUUCAUAGUUCACUGUUUUAAGUAGACUAUUAACAGUUUUAUGUCCCUAGAAAAUAUAACUCAUUGAAUAACACGAAAGAUUUGUGUUUAAAUAUCUUGUUUCUAUUGAUUUCUACAUAAUUUAUCUAUUUUUCAUAAAGUCCUUCAUGUCAUUUUAGGGUUAAAGUUUGUUUCUUGAACCGUAUGAAUGUGUUCUUAACUAGUUCAUAUGAUUAAAUAUGUUUGUUUUAAGACAAUGGUUUCUUGGUUCGGGAGAUUCAAUGACAGUGUGUGUUCUCCUUUAUGUAUUGAAUGGGUUUCCGAGAAUAAAAGUCUAAUAAAAAGUGCAGCCCUAGAAAAGCUCUGCAGUCCUUGAAAUUGUAGAAAUUGUAAUUUGAAUGUUUAAUUGUUGUUUCCAUUCCAUUUUGAAGUUGAUCUGAUGUAAGCCCUGGUACAAGUACCUCAAAGUAAAAAUGUGGAAAAUGGCCACUAAAUGCAAAACGUUUUUAAUAAUUCCCCAUGAGACUUUUUUGUUUGUCUGGUCAUGAUAGAUCGGUGUGACAAAUGUGAACGCGUUCCAGGGGUUUCGUAUUUGAUUUUUUGUUCGCAAAAGUUUGAUAUAAGAAUUUACUUGGUGCCGUCUAGUGUGUUUUGUUAGGCACAGCUUCAAGAAGAGUAAAGCACAACACAGUGUUCCUUUUCCAGUGCCUUUGUUGAUGAAACAAUUUGUUCCCUUAAUUUGUAAUUGCAUCUCUAGGAGAAUAAUGAUGAAUCUCAUCUAUGACAAGAAACUGAGCAGUGUUGGUGUCUGUUUAACUGACUUAUGUAUCAUUGGUGACAUUAGGUUUGAUUGUCUUAUUUAUUUCAAUGUUUUUCUGGGAUUAAUAAAAAACAAAUGCUUCUUUUAA
This is a messenger RNA of Limanda limanda (common dab), 2696 nucleotides long. RefSeq names its product oocyte zinc finger protein XlCOF19-like. Lineage: Eukaryota; Metazoa; Chordata; Actinopteri; Pleuronectiformes; Pleuronectidae. The transcript is spliced from 2 exons. Gene Ontology annotation, molecular function: RNA polymerase II cis-regulatory region sequence-specific DNA binding; DNA-binding transcription factor activity, RNA polymerase II-specific. The record is from RefSeq and is a predicted model, not a curated record. Gene Ontology annotation, biological process: central nervous system development; regulation of transcription by RNA polymerase II. Gene Ontology annotation, cellular component: nucleus. The coding region runs from base 195 to 1118 and encodes 307 amino acids.